Messenger RNA from Ziziphus jujuba (common jujube), 2548 nucleotides. Its product is annotated as proline-rich receptor-like protein kinase PERK5. The coding region runs from base 240 to 2216 and encodes 658 amino acids. Gene Ontology annotation, molecular function: ATP binding; protein kinase activity. NCBI's taxonomy places the organism in Eukaryota, Viridiplantae, Streptophyta, Magnoliopsida, Rosales, Rhamnaceae. The transcript is spliced from 9 exons. Gene Ontology annotation, biological process: protein phosphorylation. The record is from RefSeq and is a predicted model, not a curated record.
CUGCUUUGUAGGAGGUGGUCUGAGGUAGCGAACACGGUUUCAUUGUUUUCUUGAUGCCACAAUCACCAUGCAACCUGGUCUUUCUAAUUUCCUUCCUCUGAAUAAUUAAUUAAUUAAUUUUUGAGUAUUCUCCUGCGUGUGCCCUUCUCCUUCAGGGGUUCUUGGGGUCAUCGUUUGGAGGAGAAUCGGAGUAUUUCCGGCACCUUUGGAGGGUGAAAUCUUGGUCGGGAGCUCCGAAAAUGUCCUCUACAUCCCCUUCUCCGUCAGAUUCCCCACCUUCACCACCAUCUUCAUCUCCACCACCCUCAUCACCACCUCCCUCAUCUCCACCUCCAUCUUCACCUCCUCCAUCAUCUCCUCCACCAUCAUCGCCGCCUCCCUCAUCACCUCCACCGUCAUCUCCGCCACCAUCUUCACCACCUCCAUCGUCAUCAUCAUCUCCUCCUCCAGCCUCCCCACCUCCUUCGUCACCUGCUCCACCACCGCAAGACUCCGAUUCCUCUCCACCACCUCCACCGUCUGGUUCGCAAUCAUCUCCACCGCCUCCUCCUCCGCCUUCUGGAGGAAAAGGUGACUUCCAUCCACCACCGCCACAGCCACACCAAUCUUCCUCUGAUGGCGAUUCACCGCCUCCUCCACCGCGAUCAUUGUCCCCAUCGAAAAGCUCGCCGCACUCAAACUCUAAUGAUUCUCCGUCGGGUGGUUCGGGCUCUUCCAAUACGGGUCUCAUAGUAGGAGUUGCGGUUGGGGCAGUGUUCCUGCUUCUUGUCCUGGUUGCGAUCUUCGUCGCAUGCACUAAAAAGAAAAAGAAAAGACCGCCCACGUCGUCGUAUUACGCGGAUAGCGGACCCCAAGGAGGUCAAUAUUACAACCAUACACCACACAACAAUAACAAUUGGCAAACCGGACCCAAACCUAACGACCACGUAGUGACAAUGAAUUCAGGCAAUGCCGGUGGUGGUUGGCCAAUGCCACCGCCGCCGCCACCGCACAUGUGCAGCAGCGACAUGAGUUCCAAUUUCUCCGGUCCACAUGGUCCUCCUCUGCCUCCCCCGCCACUUCCACCAUCUAUGGGAUUCAACAAGAACGCUUUCACAUACGAAGAGCUAGCCUCUGCUACAUCCGGGUUCGCCCAGUCUAAUUUAUUGGGUCAAGGCGGGUUCGGGUACGUCCACAAAGGAGUCCUGCCAAAUGGCAAAGAGGUGGCUGUCAAGUGUCUCAAAUCGGGUAGUGGACAAGGAGAUAGAGAGUUUCAGGCCGAGGUUGAAAUUAUUAGCCGAGUUCAUCAUCGCCACCUUGUUUCGCUUGUUGGUUAUUGCAUUGCAGGUGGUCAAAAAUUAUUGGUUUACGAGUUUCUUCCCAAUAACAACCUCGAAGCUCAUCUUCACGCGCCAAAGGAUCGACGUGCAUUGGACUGGGCCACUAGGUUCAAAAUUGCAAUGGGAUCGGCCAAAGGACUAGCUUACCUGCAUGAAGAUUGCCAUCCUCGCAUUAUUCACAGAGACAUUAAAACUUCGAAUAUUCUACUUGACUUUAAUUUUGAACCUAAGGUGUCGGAUUUCGGCUUGGCAAAGCUUAGUCAAGACAACAACACCCAUGUGUCUACUCGCGUCAUGGGAACAUUUGGGUACUUGGCUCCUGAGUACGCUUCAAGCGGAAAGCUAACAGACAAAUCCGAUGUUUUCUCAUUCGGUGUUAUGCUAUUGGAACUGAUAACUGGACGACGUCCUGUGGACACUACUGGUGAUUAUAUGGAGGACAGCUUGGUUGAUUGGGCUAGGCCAAUUUGUGUUCGUGCUUUGGAGGAAGGAAACUACGAUCAGUUAGUGGACCCACGUUUGGAGGACGACUAUGACAAGCUUGAGAUGGCACGCAUGGUGGCUUGUGCUUCUGCAAGCAUUCGUCAUUCUUCAAGAAGACGACCCAAGAUGAGCCAGAUUGUGCGUGCACUGGAAGGUGACGUGUCACUGGAAGAUUUGAACGAGGGAGUGAAACCAGGGCAAAGCUCAUAUUUUAGUGGCGGUACCUCAAGCAGUUCUGAUUACGAUGCUAGCUCAUACAGUGCUGACAUGAAGAAGUUCAGGAAAAUGGCAUUGGACAGCCAGAACUAUGCAAGCAGUGAAUAUGGGGCUACCAGCGAGUACGGCCUAAAUCCUUCCUCCAGUAGCGAAUCCUCCGGCGAGAUCGGCAGGAAAGCCUCUCGGGUGCAGAAUUAACAUUUUGAAGAUUAUUCGCAUAAUCAUAACAUGCUGGUUUUUAAUUUGAAUUAAUGGCGAAAAAUUGACAGAUUUUUUCUUUUUUUUUAUAAUUUUUAUUUUCUUCUAAUUUUUCGACGCAUUUUAUUCGCACCGUCUUGUAUUUUGACAUGCUGACUACAAGUCGAAAAUGAAUUAAUAUUUGAACAAGAAUGGUGGUCACGUUACCAACUGAAACGCCGUCGUCAAGAGUCUCAUGGUUGAUGGUUCUCACUGGUGUAUUUAUUAAUUUGUAUAUUUUAUUGUUUCUUUAAGGAAAAAAGAAAAACAUGGGAAGGGAUUAAUUAUACAGC